GAGAGCGAGAGAGAGAGAGACUCUACUACAAUUUGAAGAGGAGAAGGGAAGACAGCGCAUCCACAUAAGGAAGGUAGAGAGAGAGAGAGAGAGAGAGAGAGAGAAGGAGGAGGACAGUAACAAAUCGCUUCUAUCCUCCGAGACACGGUGCUGGUGUGGCCGACGUAGCUAGCAGCAUCACCUCGCCUUCUGCGCAUCAUCCGCGGCUCCGUCUCGCAGCUGCCCGGGAGAAGACUAUCUGAGUCUCAGCAAGGCCCAGGUGGAACGCCUCGCUUGCUGGGAGAUAAGGUGAAUAGGUUUUGAUCCUGAUCUUUGGUUAUACAGCUGGAUCAAGAUGAUGGAGCACUUGCUGUGUCUGCUGGUCCUCAGCUCAGUAGCCCUGCAGGAGGCUGUCGGGGGAGACGUGUGUGUAUCGGGUCAUGACAGUGGGCCAUUGUUUGAAGAACAGCCAAGCAGUUUAAUCUACCCAGAGGGCCUGAGUGAAGGCAAAGUGACCCUAAGCUGUCAGGCCAGGGCCAGUCCAACUGCAUCCUACAGAUGGCUUGUGAAUGGCACAGAGGUCCCGCUGGGUUUGGACCUGCGCUACACACUGGUGGCUGGAAACCUGGUGAUCAGCAGCCCUGAGCCUACUCGAGACACAGGCUCCUAUCAGUGUCUGGCCAUCAACCGCUGUGGCACCAUCAUCAGUCGAGCAGCUAACCUCAAAUUUGGCUACCUCCAUGACUUCCCACCAGACAGCAGGAGUCCUCAGACAGCAUAUGAAGGCGUAGGAACUUUCCUGGCCUGCCAGCCCCCUAUACAUUACCCAGCUCUAUCCUACCGCUGGUUGAUCAACGAGUUUCCCAACUUCAUCAAGAAGGACGACAGCCGCUGGUUUGUGUCGCAGGUGACAGGUAACUUGUACGUGGCUAGAGCCGAGCCAAACGAUACGGGGAACUACUUCUGCUUCACCACCAUCAACAUGGACAUCAGCACCAAGAGCACCUUCAGCAAGGCCAACGCACUCACCGUGCUGCCCGACGCCAAUCCCAGGAAGUCAGCGCCGAGCAUCAAAGUGCGCUUCCCUGCAGAGACCUACGGGCUAGCAGGACACACCGCUCAGUUAGAGUGCUUCGCCUAUGGAAAUCCAGUCCCAAAACUGCGAUGGAGGAAGGUGGACGGUUUGAUGCCGUCCAAGGCAGGCUCCAGUGCUGAGAGCCCCACCCUCAUCCUGCCAGAACUCUCCUUCGAUGACGAGGGUCUUUACGAAUGUGAAGCCUACAACUCAGAGGGAAGUGACACAUACCAGGGGCGCAUCAAUGUGCAAGCUCAGCCGGAGUGGUUGCAGGUGAUGAGCGACUCGGAGGUGGAGAUCAGUUCCGAGCUUGUCUGGGGUUGUGUUGCUGCUGGUAAACCCCGACCCUCGGUACGCUGGCUACGCAACGGACAGCCACUCAGCACACAGGACCGGGUAGAGGUUAACGGGGCUCGUCUUAAAAUCAGUAACCUGGCCCUGGAGGAUUCUGGGAUGUACCAGUGUGUGGCUGAGAACAAACAUGGCACAGUAUACUCCACUGCCGAGCUCAGAGUCCAAGUUCAGGCCCCUGACUUCCGGUUGAAUCCAGUAAGGAGACUGAUCCCAGCAGCCAGAGGGGGACAGGUGAAGAUGGAGUGUCGCCCUCGAGCUGCCCCCAAGCCUAGCCUGUUUUGGAGCCGUGGGACAGAGCUGCUCACCAACAGCAGCAGAGUCACAGUAACUCCAGACGGCGUGUUAUGGAUCAACAACAUCAGCAGGGCAGAUGAGGGGAAAUACACCUGCUUUGCUGAAAACUACCUGGGCAAAGCCAAUAGCACCGGACACCUGUCUGUCAGAGAUGCCACCAAGAUCACGCUGGCUCCUUCCAACGCUGACAUCAACCAGGGGGAGAACGUGACGCUACAGUGUCACGCUUCCCACGACCCCACCAUGGACCUCACCUUCACCUGGGCCCUCAACGGGGUCCUUCUGGAUCUGGAGGCCUCGGCCGGGCCGUACCAUCGGGUGGAGGGGAAGGAAAACAUUGGUGAUCUGCUGAUUGUGAAUGCUCAGCUGAGUCAAGCAGGGAUGUACACGUGCACAGCUCAGACUGUGGUGGACAGCGCUUCGGCUUCAGCCAAACUAGUAGUUCGAGGCCCCCCAGGACCUCCUGGAGGACUACUGGUGAAGAACGUGGCUGAGUCGUCGGUGGAGCUCAGGUGGAGUCGUGGCUACGAUAACCACAGUCCCAUCGGCAAAUAUGUCAUCAUGGGCCGGUCCUCGCUCUCAGCAGGGUGGAAGAAGAUGAGGACAGAGCCGGUGAACAUCGAAGGGAAUGCAGAGUCGGCUCGUGUGAUGGGACUGAUGCCCUGGAUGGAUUAUGAAUUCCAGGUCAUCGCCAGCAACAUCCUGGGCAGCGGCGAGGCCAGCCUGCCCUCACACACCAUCCGCACACAGCAAGCAGCUCCCACAGUGGCCCCCAGCGGUCUUGGAGGUGGAGGAGGAGACCGCAAUGAACUCAUUGUUACCUGGACGCCCAUGGCCAGAGAGUACCAGAACGGUGACGGCUUUGGCUACACUCUGGCAUUUAAGAAGAAAGACACGCCAUCUUGGACUGUGGUGCGUAUUCCUCAUGUGGAGUCAUCCCGAUAUGUCUACUACAAUGACAGCCUGACGCCGUACACUCCCUUUGAGGUAAAGAUAAAGGCUUACAACCGCAGAGGAGAAGGUCCAUUCAGCCAGAUCGCUGUGGUCUACUCUGCAGAGGAAGAGCCGACAGUGGGACCGUCAACCAUCAACGCCACGACGCUGAGCGCCUUUGAAAUCCAGGUUUCAUGGGAGUCAGUCCAGCAGCACAGCGGCAUCCUCAGAGGAUACGAGAUCCGGUACUGGCGGCAGCAUGAACGGGAAGCAGCAGCAGACCGAGUGCGAACAGCAGGACUGGAAACCACAGCUAGAGUGUCUGGACUCAGACCCAGCACUCGAUAUCACGUCGCCGUUCUGGCGUACAACAGCGCCGGCACGGGGCCGCCCUCGCCACGCACUACCGUCACCACCAGGAAACCACCUCCUAAUCGUCGUCCAGGCAACGUGUCAUGGAGAACUGAUGCCUCAUGGGUAACAGUGAGGUGGGAUCCUGUGAAGGCCAUGCACAAUGAGUCCGCUGUACUGGGGUACAAAGUUCUGUACAAACACGAGGGCCAGGCAGCGCUGAAGGUUCUGGACCACACCAAGACGUCCGUGAGCCUGCCGCUGCCAAAAGACAACGGUUACGUUGUGUUGGAGAUUCGGUCGUGGGGAGAGGGCGGGGACGGGCCAGCACACGAGAUCAUCGUGUCCCGGGACUCCGGAACGGGUAUGAUGGUGCAGAACAAGGCCUCCUCCACACUGUCCACUCCCCCUCUCCACCUCCUCACUGGCUUGGUUCUACUCACUCUUGUGUCGUUGACGGGCCUGUGAUCUCAGCCAUCUGUGGACCUUUUGAUUUGAACGGCUUGGAGCUAAAGUUUCCUGUGUUUUGGGUCGGUUGGGUGGGUUCCAGUGGUCUGGGAAGGUUGUAGCACGGGAUUGGACGGGUGUUAGAGAAAGGUGGGAUUUCAUUUUUUUUUUAAAUAAAAUAAAACAACAAAAAGGGUCUUUAAAAAAAUAAAAAGUCUGGAUGUGUUGAAGGUGGUUGUGUAUUUGUGUACUGGUGUCAGUCAAACCAUGCCUUAUGGGGACCAUCACAUCUGCUGCUCACGCAUCACAGACUUCAGGUGUAAAUUAUUCUUAGAAACAAUGAUGUGUAUAACUGGUGUACAUACAGUACAGUCUUGCAUGUGAUGGGGGUCUGCCUGUUCACUCUGAGAGCAACUUGACUGAUAAAUAUCUGUAUUCUGACCGCUGUGAAGGUCUGCAUCAAAAAUAGCUCUUCAUGCAUUUUUUCCUGUUUGGUAUGUACUGUUGUUGUUGUAUUGGCACUGUUUCCAACAUCCUGAUAAAAACGGUACAUUUCAUAAUGCAGCUUUUCAGUCUUGGGAAAGCCCUUCGACACUGAAAAUUGUUCUGGAGAACAAUGAGAUGUCUUGGAAUGGUUUUGAAAUGAAAAUUAGAUAGCUACAUAAACUUACUUUAGCCACAACAUCCCCAUAUUUCCAUAUUUAAUCAGGCGCUCUUGUUGCUCACAGUGUGAACACCAAAUAAGAGUCAGUCCUCGAAGCACUGAAGAACCGUUUCUUGUUGAUUUCAAGCUCCUCCUAAUGUCUGUAGGCUUGUCGUGUUUUUGUCUCAGCUGUAAUUAUAGCAAGCUAUAGAAUUUUGUCAGCGGUCCAAAUGAAUGUUUACAUUUUCUAUUUUUAAGGUCUCAUUUAUGGGGAAGUAAAAUUGGAUAGAUGAAGGGAGUAUUUCAUUCUUUGUUUACAUUUGUUGUGCCUGCAUUGUUAUAUGUCCAAAUAACAAAAAUGCUUUUGUCCAGUGUUUAUUGGGUUUAUUGCAGCAACUUUUAGGCUGGUAGGUUGAUAUGAAUUGCCCGCGGCUGCAAGAGAUUAAAGAGUUGGUCUCCAAAGGUAUCAGAGUGCAGAUAACGGUGUCAUAUAUCUUCUUAUUGUAAUCCUGUCAGUAUCUAUCAGCUCUGAUGAAACCUGUCUGGUUCACUGCAGUUUACAGGACGGAUGUAACCUCCCCUUAUCAGGUCCGUUCAACAUGUCACACAUGGACAUCAAGUGCUUACGAUUUUUGUCUUUAACUUUAUUUGUUGGUUGAUUUGCUCUGAAAUGUUUGCCGUGAACAGUUGAAUACUCAAUAAGCUUACUGAUGCUUUGGGUAUCAACAGGUUGUUUUCUGAUCAGCAGGGAUGUGUUUUUAAUACACUCGUGCUAAAAACAUAAGAAGACAAAAGAAAUGUUUUAAAAAUGCCAAAAUCAUUGCGCAAAACAGCUUGCAAGUUGAAUUGGAAGGUUCUCUGUCACCCGGUAACUCUGGGUAGGAGAUCCAAAGGAACUCACAAGCUUUAAUAUUUGAAUGGUCUAAACAACCAAAACUUUUAUGUGUUUUUUCUGUUUUACAUUUUAUAUUUUGCAAGUUGUUGAAUGACACACUACUUGAUUGAUGUGCUUUAUUUUCAGGUAAAUGUAACUUGCUUUAAAGUUUUUCUCUUAUGUCAUUUAAUGUAUAUUAUUUUUGGAAGGAAAUAUUUUCUAUGAACACUGGAAAAGCGAAAAAUGUACACCCUGAAUUUCACUUUGUAUGCUAUUAGCUGAUUGUCAUUAUUAUUAUUGCUUACAUGAUCUUUGCUUAGUACAAACUGAGAUUUAAAUUUGGUUAAGACUAGUGCUGUCAAACGAUUAAAACAUUUAAUCGCAUCAAUGUCAUAGUUAACUCGCAAUUAAUCGCACAUUUUUAUCUAUUCUAAAUGUACCUUGAUUUCUUUUUGUCCCAUUAUUUUUUCUCAACUUAAUGCUCUUAUCAACAUGGAAAAGUGGAUUGACUUUUUGCAAAAAAAAAUUAUAAUGAAAACAACAUUGGCACAUGUAGUGAGUGUUUGUAGUGUUAAUAAUAAUCUCUCACACAAUGUUUCCAUCAAUUCAAGGGUGAAAAAUAUACAUUGACGAGGGGGGGUGGGGAAUUGGCAUCAGCUGUGUAUUUGGCAAUCAAGUGGUAUUUCAGACUGGAAAAAACACUCAGAUCAGUAUUGCCAAUGGAACCAUUUGGCAACUUUUAAAAAGUAAACUUUCCAUCCAUAAUCCAUAAUUUCGGCAUCUCGCGCACUCCAUCCACUCAAAAUGUAACAUUACUACUCUUUGGCCGGCUCGCAAGCCCAAACAAGUGUGUACGGCGUGCCUGUUGUUUUGUUUCCGGUCUAGCUAGAUCCGCUGUGGUGUUGUAGUUUUUCUAACGUUACUAGUUGUUGCAACCAGUGUUAAUUUUGACAGCAAAUUCUGAUUUAGUCUUUUGAAUAACACAACAGUUAGUUUUGGUCAUAUUUUAGUCUUUUUAUCUGAAAUCUUUUAGUCAUAGUCUAGUUUUAGUCGACUAAAUAUCAUAAGAGUUUUAGUCUUAGUCUAGUUUUAGUAGACCAAAUAUUAGCAGAUUUUAGUCGACUAAAUCUACAGAGGACUUGUUUCUCCAGAAUAUCUGGUCAUUGGAAGUAUCCAUCAGUCUGUUUUGGAGAUGGUAUUAAGGUUUGAAUAUGCAAUACAGAUAGACACCGAGUUAAUGGUUGUAAUACAAAACAUGAAGGGUUAGAGUUAACUAACUAUGUUAACUGUUGCGCCUGCAUUUGCCCCGGGUUUUUAAAACAACUCUGCUGCUUCUGCAUAGAUCAACCUACCCUCAAAGAUUCGCUCUGAUUGGAUUUCUUCCAAGCAUGUCCCA
Messenger RNA from Etheostoma spectabile (orangethroat darter), 6346 nucleotides. RefSeq names its product contactin 2 (gene cntn2). Lineage: Eukaryota; Metazoa; Chordata; Actinopteri; Perciformes; Percidae. Bases 335 to 3454 code for a protein of 1039 amino acids. The transcript has 23 exons. Gene Ontology annotation, molecular function: cell-cell adhesion mediator activity. Gene Ontology annotation, cellular component: plasma membrane; axon. Gene Ontology annotation, biological process: cell-cell adhesion; brain development; axon guidance. The record is from RefSeq and is a predicted model, not a curated record.